GUAAACCGUGAGAACCAACCAAACAAUGCCGCCAGCACAGGGAAUUGCUCCGGGAAUUGCUAGGACGCAUAGUGCGCAGGCUACCAAGAAAGACCAGAAACGAACCGUCUUCAAGGCCGUGCUGGAUUCGCCAUACAACGUUACAUGGCCCGUCAUUGAUCCCGCAGAUCAGGAGCGGAUCCUCGAGCUUCUUUGCAGCCUUCUCCAACCUUUGGGUGAUCACCGCAUCCUACACCCUAACAAAACCUCACAGAUCAAUCGCCGGAAACGACGACGAGCCUCCAAAUCCCAAAAUACCCCCGCAAACCCAGCAUCCACCAACGAUGCGAUGGACGUCGAUCCUGGCCCAUCAUCGAGCAAAGCCGUCGAAGCACCAAAAAUCGCCAAUCACCUCACAAUGGGCAUAAACUCAACUACCCGCCACCUCGAAUCCCAAGCCCGCCGCCUCCUCCCAUCAACACUCAAACCCCCUUUUUCAACUCCCCCACCACCCCCACCUCCAUCCUCCGACAGACAAAUCAAGUAUGUCUUCGCUUGUCGCUCAGACAUCACCCCACACCACCUCCUCUCCCACCUCCCGACCCUCACCGCUCUCCUCACCACACACACAACCCGUCUCGUCUCCCUCCCCCGCGGCGCCGAAGCUCGUCUAGUACAAAUCCUCGGUCUACGACGUGUCGGGGUGAUUGGACUCAUGGAUGGUGUGCAGGGGGGGGAGAUGGAGGGGUUGGUGAGGUUGUGCGAGAAGGUGCAUCCGAUGGAUGUACCGUGGUUGAAGGCUGGAAGUGAGAAGGUGGAGUACGUCCAGGCGAAUUUGAAGAUGGUGGAGACGGUUGUCAGUAGUGGGAAGCAUAGGUCAUAAUCAACCCAGGGUGUUACGCAGG
Messenger RNA from Saitoella complicata NRRL Y-17804, 884 nucleotides. RefSeq lists its product as uncharacterized. Lineage: Eukaryota; Fungi; Ascomycota; Saitoellomycetes; Saitoellales; Saitoellaceae. The record is from RefSeq and is a predicted model, not a curated record. Gene Ontology annotation, molecular function: ribonuclease MRP activity. Gene Ontology annotation, biological process: intronic box C/D snoRNA processing; nuclear-transcribed mRNA catabolic process, RNase MRP-dependent; rRNA processing. Gene Ontology annotation, cellular component: nucleolar ribonuclease P complex; cytosol; ribonuclease MRP complex. The transcript has 2 exons. The coding region runs from base 26 to 862 and encodes 278 amino acids.